Molecule: messenger RNA, 2334 nt
Organism: Phaedon cochleariae (mustard beetle)
Lineage: Eukaryota; Metazoa; Arthropoda; Insecta; Coleoptera; Chrysomelidae
Source: the annotation of a GenBank genome assembly
AUGACUCCAGAGAAAUCUGCAUCCUUGAGGAUACAAUCUUCUGCUGAACAUAUUGAAUCUACUCCAGGAACAUCGGUUAUAAAGCAGAAUGGUCCUAUUUCUGCACCAUACCCAAAGAAGACUCCACCGGUGAUGAAUCCAGAGAAAUCUGCGUCCCUGAGAAUACAAUCUUGUGCUGAGAAUAUGGAACCUACUCCGGAAACAUCGGUUAGAGAGCAGAAUGGUCCUAUUCCUGCAACAUACCCUAAAAAGGCUCAACCGGAGAUGACUCCAGAGAAGGCGCCUUCAAAUUCACAAGUUGUUUCCCAACACCCUACUCCGAACCGCAUUCUUCAGAUAUUCAGUCAAAAAUUGCAGGAAGCAUGUAAUAAUACUGCGUCAGAUGUUCUUGAGAGUGCCACUAGAAGAAAAGUCGUUCCACGUUUGAGACAGUCUACUUACGGAGAAGUCUUGACAACUCCUGAAGUUCUGAGGAAGCUUGAGGAAGCUGAGGAAAAAAAGAAAGUCAAAGGAAAUGUGGCCAAGAGGCCUCGAAAGAUGGAAAAGAGUAAAGAAUAUGAGAGAGACGACGAAGAUUUACCACUGAUCACGUUGAUCAAUGAAAAAUCAUCGAAAUUAUUGAAAUCUGUGGUUUAUGGAGAGGUGAAGUGGGACGACUUACAGGAAGACACUUUCAUUCUAGCCAAAUUCACUGGGAUAGGCAAAAGCUCCAUUCAAUAUAAAUAUGUUUGUGUGGUUCAAAAUGAAGAUGAAGAUGAUGGUGAAAUUGCCAUUGUAGGGCUCAAGUCGAUCGACAAAACCUGUUCUGACUUCUACAUCAACGAGAUGAACGUAUCUUACAUCACAAUUGAUGAAGUGGCUGCUAUUCUUCCUAAACCCAUGGAGCUACUCCCUCCUCCUGCAACUGGCAGAAAGGGAUGCCAGAAACGCGAAACGGCUGCAUCAGCAAUAGUGAAAUUGAUUAAAUUCCAGAAAGAACUGGUGCCAUUGCAAACAGCGCUACAAGGAAGACCGUCAUCACAACCCUUUCUUCUUGCUGUUGGUACGAAUGAAGCUGAGGAUGAUACUGGUUCUAAUGGAGACUGGUCACAUUAUACACCUGGACAUCUGAGGAAGCCUAGAACAACCAUAUUGAGAAAGUUGCCUCAAAGUUCUAUUGAAGUUGGAGAAGAUGGGUUGGUUUCUUUAAAUUUGGAGGAGGUUUUCAGAGCAGACAUGGAAAAUACUGCUCAUAGGGCUCUACACACAUCAUCUUCUGCUGCUGAGAGUUGUCCUAAUACUCCAAUUGCACGACAUACAUAUCAAAGUCCCAAUAAACGACCUGCAUUAAAGCCUAUGAAUGCUGAUGAAAUUGACCCAAAAAAGCAUAAACCGGAUAAGGAGAAUUCGACUAGACACCAGGCCAGUAGAAGGAGACCCAUCAUCUCACAGGCGAAAAAUGAAGUUCUGAUGUCAAAAAGACUAGAGGCACUAGCAAAAGUGACGUCUCAUACAGAAGAGGAGCACCAAAUUAUAAUGGAAAUUCACCAUACUAAUGAGACUUGUGAGACUGAACUGUCAAAAAAAAAAGAUCAGGAAGUAUCUUCAGAUAUCGAGUCAUCGGAAGCCUCGCAGGAACAUGUCGAAGAUGACACAAUGAUGGAUAACACUAUUGUGGCUGAAGAAUAUCUUACAAAAGCUGACUUGCAUCCUAUUAUCAAAAAUCAGAAAUUGAUAAUGAAGGAACUGUUUAAUAUUCGAACAACUUUAAAUGGCAUUGAUUCGAAGACAUCUGCAACAAUUAUACCGGCAGUAGGUAUUAGUAACAAAUACAGGCUACCCAUCAAUGAUAUCGAAGAAAUGAAAAAACUUAAUACGAUUCUUAAUGAUAGGGGGGAGCAGAACCUGUUUAUGAGAAAUAUGGUACAAGUCGGGGAAAAGAAUGUACAGGUGUGUACCUACCGAAUUCUCGAAAAACUUCUGACGGCCCAUCUCUCCAUGCAGAUGAACUGGAGUGGAAAAAAUCAGAACAAAUUUGCCAUUAUAAAAAUGAAAAAUUUGGUCCUUCGCAUUGUUGAAUCAGUUUGUAUGACAAUCAAAUGCACGGAAAGUGAAGUUGAAACUAAUAUUAAGAACUAUUUGAGAACUGCCAAAGAUCGCCUUCGUAUCAGGGACAAACAAAAGUCUAGAGUAGGAGCAAGAUCAGGUGAUGAUAAUGUGUACCAAAGGAGAACAGAGCAGCUGCAAGAGGUAACAUGUUAUUCAAACAAUUCUAACAGUUCGAACAACGAUGACAUACCUGAAGACAUCGUCUCACCUAUUGCUAAUUCAACUGGUUUGAAUUCGGAUCAUUGA